AGGCACUUUGCGCGUAUUGAUGACGUAGACACACCGCUCGGUCUACUGAAAACACAGGCGGUUUUACUGGCAUCAGAAACAGCACAGCCAUGAACUGGAACAAAGGUGGUCCCGGUGUGAAGCGAGGGUUUGGGUUUGGAGGAUUUUCCCUUGCAGGGAAAAAAGAGGAACCUCACCUUCCUCAGACAUCUCACACAUCAUUUGGAGCCCCAGGAUCGAGUGGGGGUUAUGGAAAGAGCCAGCAGCUCCCAUCAUUCUACAAAAUAGGGACAAAAAGAGCUAACUUUGAUGAGGAAAAUGCGUAUUUUGAAGAUGAUGAGGAGGAGUCCAGCAGCAAUGUGGAUCUGCCGUACAUCCCAGCUGAGAACUCGCCCACACGGCAGCAGAUGCAGUCUGGUGGUGGAUCAGACAGUGAAGAUGACCCACUGGAUGCCUUCAUGGCAGAGGUUGAGAAUCAAGCAGCUAAAGACAUGAGGAAACUAGAAGAAAAGGAAAAGGAGAAGAAGUCAGCCAAGGGUAUUCGUGAUGACAUUGAAGAAGAAGAUGAACAAGAAGCCUACUUCCGCUACAUGGCAGAGAAUCCCACAGCCGGGCUAACCCAAGAGGAAGAGGAUGAAAACAUUGACUAUGACAGUGACGGAAACCCAAUCCCCUCUGCCACCAAGAAAAUCAUCUUGCCACUUCCUCCCAUUGACCACUCUGAGAUUGAUUACCCACCCUUUGAGAAAAACUUCUACAAUGAGCAUGAAGAGCUCAGCAACCUGACUGGAGCUCAAGUGUUGGAGUUAAGGCACAAAUUGAACUUAAGGGUAUCUGGUGCUGCCCCUCCAAAACCUUGCACUAGCUUUGCCCACUUCAACUUUGAUGAGCAGCUAAUGCACCAAAUCCGCAAGUCUGAGUACACUCAGCCCACACCCAUUCAGUGCCAGGGUGUGCCUAUAGCUCUGUCUGGACGUGACAUGAUUGGCAUUGCAAAAACUGGCAGUGGCAAAACUGCAGCUUUUAUCUGGCCCAUGCUGGUUCACAUCAUGGACCAAAAGGAACUGGAGGCAGGAGAAGGGCCCAUCGCAGUCAUUGUGUGUCCCACCAGAGAGCUUUGUCAGCAAAUCCAUGCAGAAUGUAAGCGUUUUGGGAAAGCCUACUCGCUGCGUUCAGUGGCGGUUUAUGGAGGAGGCAGCAUGUGGGAACAGGCCAAGGCUCUGCAGGAGGGAGCAGAGAUUGUGGUGUGCACUCCGGGUCGUCUGAUUGACCACGUUAAGAAGAAGGCAACAUCCCUGCAGAGAGUGACAUACCUGGUGUUUGAUGAAGCAGAUCGCAUGUUUGACAUGGGCUUUGAAUAUCAGGUUAGAUCUAUUGCUAGCCACGUCCGCCCAGACAGACAGACUCUUCUGUUUAGUGCUACUUUCAGAAAGAAGAUAGAGAGGCUGGCCAGAGACAUCUUGGUAGAUCCUAUUCGUGUGGUGCAGGGAGACAUCGGAGAGGCCAAUGAAGAUAUCACCCAGGUGGUGGAGAUGCUGCCCAGCCCGACAGAUAAAUGGAACUGGCUGACCCGCCGGCUGGUCGAGUUCACCUCCUCCGGUUCAGUCCUCAUCUUCGUCACCAAGAAGGCGAACUGUGAGGAAUUGGCGACUAACCUGACUCAGGAGGGCUACAGCCUGGGUCUCCUGCACGGAGACAUGGACCAGAGUGAGAGGAACAAGGUCAUCAGCGACUUCAAGAAAAAGAAUUUGCCCGUUCUGGUGGCCACUGAUGUAGCUGCUCGUGGUCUGGACAUCCCGUCCAUUCGCACAGUGGUAAACUACGACGUAGCACGAGACAUCGACACGCACACACACAGGAUUGGUCGUACUGGUCGUGCAGGAGAGAAGGGUGUCGCUUACACUCUCCUCACCAGCAAAGACACCACAUUUGCUGGUGACCUCGUGAGAAAUCUAGAGGGAGCUAAUCAAGCCGUCUCCAAAGAAUUGAUGGAUUUAGCCAUGCAGAAUCCCUGGUUCAGGAAAUCGCGGUUCAAGGGUGGUAAAGGAAAGAAGCUGAAUAUUGGCGGAGGUGGUCUUGGUUACAGAGAGAGACCAGGCCUGGGGGCUGAAAGCUCUGAACGCAGCAGCAGCAGCAGCAGCUUGUUGUCUUCCACUAGUGGCUUUGAAGGCUACAGCAAACCUGCCACAGGGGCAAUGGGAGAUCGCAUGUCUGCGAUGAAACAAGCCUUCCAGGCUCAAUAUAAGAGCCACUUUGUGGCGGCAUCCAGUGGCCCUCCAAAGCUCACCACCAAGUCUAACAGCUCAUCAUGCUGGACCAGCGCCGGCAGCCUGAGCUCUGUGCCGACCGAGUCUGCCAACGGGUCAGAGCGGUCCCACAGUGUCAACUUGUCCAUGUCGGGCUUCACCAGCGCUGGCUCCCUGAGCUCUGUGCCCGCUAGUCAAACCACCCAAAUCAGUUCACAGCACAGCUACCCUCCACCUGCACCUCCCUCACAGAGAGACACCCCACGGGAGAGACAUGGGGAGGACAGGGGGCGCCACGACAGUUACCACCGCCACAGCGACAGGAGCGAUCGACACAGUGGAGAGGAUCGACACGGAGACCGAGACAGGGACCGCGAUCGUCACGGAGACAGUGACCGGGAUCGCCAUGGAGACAGAGAUCGGGACCGCUACGGGGACCGGGACCGCUACAGCAGCAGCCGCCACAGCGAUAGUCGUAAUGGAGACGGAAGCCGGAGGGACAGAGAAGAUCGUAGGAGUGAGAGGGACGGGGGAGACAGGGGGAGCGGGGAGGGGAGGGACAGAGGGGACGAUAGUUUUGCUGUCCCCGAACCACCAAAGCGUAGAAAGAGCAGGUGGGACAACUAAAAUUAAGAACACAUAAGUAGAAUAAUAUGUGCAACCAACUGCUCCAUGACGAGCUUGUCUGUUUAGUAGGCAGAUAGCAGAGCAUAUCAGAGGCUGACACAAGCACAGGACCGCAGGGGGGAUUACUGACACUCCUGUCAGGAUGGUUAGGGCCUCAUGAUUUGGUCAGAGCUCAGCAGAGUGUCAGACAGAUCAACGCAAGCAGCUCAGAGACAGCCGCUGUACAUAUAUCAUCAAGACUGUUGUAAAUGUAAGUCAGUAGGAAUCGAGCAAUAGAGCUAUAAAGAAUCCUGCUGUCACUAAACGAGUCAGAGCUAAGAUAUGUUGGUCACUGUCGUGUUUCCUUUUACUGAUCUCCUAACAUGCUUUUGUGCUUGGAAAUUUGAAGCUUUAUUAUUUUCCUAAAGGAUCUUUGCUAAGUGUGUCAGUGUGUUUGCAUUUUGUUAAUCUACAAAGCUGACUCAUAGAAUGGUUUCGUUUUUUAAAAGCGCUCUGCGAUGAUUCAGUCACACACACACGUACAUGUUAAAACUCUGUAUAGCUCUCUGUGUCUUGUAUUUAAGUCCUAGUGAAGUGCCUUUCCUUGGCAUUUAGUCUGUCUAUGCUUUUUAAAUGUUUUUCAACAAAGAUGCAUUUGUUUGUAUGAGAGGAAUUUCAAGUGUUUGUUCACACAAUGGAAAAAUGUGAAGUUUUGAUUAAAAAGACUCCUUUGGCAUCUA
This is a messenger RNA of Plectropomus leopardus (leopard coralgrouper), 3571 nucleotides long. RefSeq names its product DEAD (Asp-Glu-Ala-Asp) box helicase 42 (gene ddx42). The record is from RefSeq and is a predicted model, not a curated record. NCBI's taxonomy places the organism in Eukaryota, Metazoa, Chordata, Actinopteri, Perciformes, Serranidae. Gene Ontology annotation, molecular function: RNA helicase activity; nucleic acid binding; ATP binding.